Zingiber officinale is the source of this 749-nucleotide messenger RNA. RefSeq lists its product as uncharacterized. The transcript has 2 exons. Bases 86 to 598 code for a protein of 170 amino acids. Lineage: Eukaryota; Viridiplantae; Streptophyta; Magnoliopsida; Zingiberales; Zingiberaceae. The record is from RefSeq and is a predicted model, not a curated record.
UCGCCGCUACUUUCCAACUCCUCCUCCUCCUCCUCCUCCUCCUCUGCUUCUCCGUUCCUCACUUCCUCGUCGGCUCCUCAAUUGCAUGGCCAACAUCUUGCCUUUCUCCUCUCCCAUGCCUUCUCUGGCCUUCUCCAUCCUCGUCCCUCUCCUUUUCUCCUUCUCCUCCGCCGCCUCGAUCGGCGACCUCCUUCAGGCCCACGGCCUUCCCGGAGGUCUCCUCCCCAAGACCGUCGAGUCCUUCUCCCACGACCCCUCCUCCGGGCUCCUCGAGGUCCUGAUCGACCACCCUUGCUAUGCACGGUACGAGGGCGGGCUCGCCUUCUUCGACCGCGAGGUACGCGGCAACCUCAGCUACGGCGCGCUCCAGGGAGUCGUCGGGUGGUCGCAGGAGGAGCUCUUCCUGUGGCUACCCGUCAAGGAGAUCUUCGUCGCCGAUUCCGACUCCGGCGUCAUCCUCUUCGACAUCGGCGUCGCCCGCAAGCGGCUCCCUGUGUCUUCGUUUGAAGACCCGCCGGACUGCCUCCCCGGAACGGAAGAUGCGGCGGCAGCCGCGUUAGGACCCCUCGGCAGGAAAGGCUUUUGGCAGCAGAGAUAACGACAACAGUAAUUAAGGAGCAUACAAUAGAAAUUUUCCUCCCUUUCCUUUCCCUUCCCUGAUCUAUCCCCUUCCAAUGAAACUUAUUGUAUGUUGUAAAUGGAAAGUGGAACUGAAUGCUUUUAAAUACUGUUUUAUUGCUGUGUGUUCU